CGCGCCUCCACUGCUAUGGCGAUCGACAGAUUUCCCCACCCCCGGCAGCCCCGCCUCCACUGCCAUAGCAACUGGCUGGCAGGCCCCGCCCCUAGAGGAGCCCCGCCCCAGUGCCAUGGCGACCGCAGGCCCCGCCCCCAGACCCUGUGGUGUUUCCCCCUCCACCGGAGGUGUCGCGGUCGCUGCACCGUGAGGGACCGGCGGGAGUUGCUGCGGCCUUCCUUAUCCCUCCGCCCUCCGUCGAAUCCCACAGCCCGCCGGUUAUCGCGACAGCCCUCCACCGCAUCGCAAUUAACUCCGGCGGAAAAGCCCCGCUGUGCUUCCGGCGCUGUUCGGGGCGUGUCUGGCCGCGGCGCCACCCGCGUUCUAUGGUCCGCGGCGCUCCCAGGGUGCCCCGCGCCGCGGCCGGUACCCGGGAGGAGCGCGGCGGCGGGCGCUGGCCUGUCCGGGGCCUGUCUUGCCCCGGGGCUGCGCCUGCCCGCGGCCGCCAUGGAGCUGGAGGUGCCUGAGGAGGCGGAGGGUUCGGCCGCGGCGGGUGCCGGUGCCAUCACUCCGGAGGCCGGCGUAGGGGGACCGGACGCGUCAGGAGGUCUGGGCCCAAAGAAGACAGCCAUCACUGAGGGCCCAUCACUACCAGGACAGCCAGGACAAGGAAAGAAGAUUGGCCAUCGAAGCGUGGAUGCUUCUGGGGAAACCACCUACAAAAAGACCACCUCAUCCACUCUGAAGGGGGCCAUUCAGCUGGGGAUUGGAUAUACUGUGGGCAAUCUGAGCUCCAAGCCAGAGAGAGAUGUCCUGAUGCAGGACUUUUACGUGGUGGAGAGCAUUUUUUUCCCAAGUGAAGGCAGUAACCUCACCCCAGCUCACCACUACGCUGACUUCAGGUUCAAGACCUAUGCCCCAGUGGCUUUCCGGUACUUCCGAGAGCUCUUUGGGAUUCGUCCAGAUGAUUAUUUGUAUUCGUUAUGUAACGAGCCUCUGAUCGAGCUGUCCAACCCCGGGGCCAGUGGCUCCCUUUUCUAUGUCACCAGCGACGAUGAAUUCAUCAUAAAAACUGUGAUGCACAAGGAAGCUGAAUUCCUGCAGAAGCUCCUUCCUGGAUACUACAUGAAUCUGAACCAGAACCCCCGGACACUGCUGCCCAAGUUUUAUGGACUAUACUGUGUGCAGUCUGGGGGCAAAAACAUCCGUGUGGUCGUGAUGAACAACAUCCUGCCUCGAGUGGUGAAAAUGCACCUGAAAUUUGACCUCAAAGGUUCAACCUACAAACGCCGGGCAUCCAAGAAGGAAAAAGAGAAGUCCAGCCCUACUUACAAGGAUCUGGACUUCAUCCAAGACAUGCCCGAGGGCCUGAUGUUGGAUGCAGACACCUUCAGUGCUUUGGUGAAGACGUUGCAGCGAGACUGUCUGGUAUUGGAAAGUUUUAAAAUCAUGGACUACAGCCUCCUGCUUGGGGUUCAUAACAUAGACCAGCACGAGCGGGAGCAGCUGUCGGAGGGAGCCCACAGCACGUCGGAUGAGAAGCGUCCCGUGGGGCAGAAGGCCCUGUACUCCACAGCCAUGGAGUCUAUCCAGGGAGGGGCUGCCCGGGGCGAGUCCAUAGACACGGACGACACGAUGGGAGGGAUCCCAGCAGUGAACGGCAAAGGAGAGCGUCUCCUGCUGCACGUAGGAAUCAUAGAUAUCCUGCAGUCAUACAGGUUCAUCAAGAAGUUAGAACACACCUGGAAGGCCCUUGUCCAUGAUGGGGACACAGUGUCAGUACACAGACCCAGCUUUUAUGCAGAGAGAUUCUUCAAAUUCAUGACCAACACAGUGUUUCGAAAGAAUUCCUCUCUGAAGUCAUCCCCCUCGAAGAAGGGGCGCAGUGCCUUGCUGGCUGUGAAGACGGCAGGUCCCACCGCAGCAUUCUCAGCCAGCCAGCUGGCCUCCGACAAGGAUGACACCCAGUACGACCUGCGGGCGGCCAGGAGCUACCCCACGCUCGAUGAUGAAGGUGACAGCCCCGCUCAGGGUGCUAAACCUAACCAGGACAGGGAAGAAGCAGGCAGGCCAGACCUGCUCCCUUGCACUCCUCCUUCCUUUGAGGAAGCUACCACGGCCUCCAUAGCCACGACACUAUCGUCAACAUCUCUCUCUGUUCCCGAGCGAUCGCCCUCUGAGACCUCUGAGCAGCCCAGGUACAGGAGGCGUACACACUCCUCAGGGCAGGAUGGCAGGUCACACGAGGAGGUGCGGGUCGAGGAAGAGGUUCAGCAAAUCAGUGUUGAGCUGGAGCCCAAGUGUGACGUUGAAAUUGUAGCUCCUGAAGAAGAAGUCAAAGAAGAGGCAGCUUCUUCAGCCUGUGCCAUUGUCACAUCCACAGCCACUGUAGAGGUGGAGACAGCCAGCCAGGCCUCAGAACCAGCCAGCCAGGCCUCGGAUGAAGACGACGUGCCAGUCACAGACAUAUACUUUCCGACAGACGAGAGGAGUUGGGUUUACUCCCCGCUCCACUAUAGCGCUCAGCUCCACUCUGUCUCCGAUGAGGAGAGCGAUACAUAAUCUCUAUGCAGACACAGAAGUCCCAGAGAGCAGCGAUUCCCUCUGCAGGUCGAUGUGUUCCCUUUUCGUUGAUGCAGCCAUUCCAGUGGGAUGGGGAAGAGCUUGCUGACACCAGUAUUGCUGCACUGCAGGAUCCCGGGCACUGCAUUUCAGAAUGGAGCAAAACUAUAACCAUGUAUUUCUACUUACCCCAGACGUGGGCAGCAAAGAAACCACCCGCUCACCCGCAGCUCCUAGCAGAGAAUUCCAGCAGGGUGUAGAGAAUCCUGGGUAGUAACACAGUGUUUUCCAGAUGUGCACUACCGUAGCUACCUAUCCAUGUGUGAUACUGUGAACCUUUUUAAUUUUUUAAUCAUGUAUUUAUUUCUUUUAUCUUUGCACAGAGACAGCACAAAUGUGCUUUUUUAAACAUUUAGUUUACUGCACUUUUUUUUUUUUUCCAUAUAUUUGUGCAUCAAAAAGGAGCAUGACACUUCACUGAAGAAUGGGUAGGAGCACAUUGCUGGGGAGGGCAGGGAGCAGAGUGGCUUCAUGUGAGGCAGCAGUGUGGUCUGACCAGCUGAGGGAGUCAGGAGGUUUAAGGCUGUCCAGACUCUGCCACAGUUUUUCCAAGUGGCCCAAGGCGAGUCACUAAACCACUCUGUGCCUCGGUUUCCCCCAUGCUAGUGGGUGCACAGUACCUGCUUCUGUUACAGCACUUAAACCCUGGGAUGAAAGGUGCUAUGAAAAUGAAAUGUAUUAAAGGCCAUGGAAUAGAAUUGCUCCCAUGUUACCAUAGUCCAAAGCAGGCACGCCAAUUCAUUUGGAUCCAAACUCUCUAGUGACUUCUCCUGUCUGUAACACUGCGGGGCAGCACACAGUUCCUGGUGACAGUGACGUGGACUCCUCAGCUCUCCCCGAAGUCGUGAUGGGUUCCACCUUCACCCUGUGCUGCACUGCUGCGCCACCCCUCCCUCUGUGCUUGGAGUCCACACUUCAUCCGACCAGCCGCCGCCUCCUCCAGCCCCACAGGCAUGGACAGAUGGGAACUGGGCACCUCCCAAGCCUGGCCACGUUGGAGGACGAGUUCCCCACUCUGCCCAGCCCUCGUGGGGCAUGUCCAGACCCUCCAUCCUCCUGGAGCCACUCAGCCCCUCAUGUGCUCGUGGGGUGUACACUGGGUUCAGAAGGGAGACAAGGGCAUGUUCACACACUCAAGGCAGAAAUGGGAGCCUGGCUCUGCCACAGAAUUGUGCCAACUGCUGUGCUCGGGGACUCUCGGACAGAAAGCUGGGUGACUGGGGUGUUGCCUGGGGUCACGUCUGCUGGUGGAAAUCCCUGCUGCAGGUGUCUGAGAGGGUUUGCUUUGCGAGGGCUGCGUAAAGGUGAGAGAAUUUGAUGUCACGGGGUAGUGUUCAGGCUCAUCCAUCAGCAGGACACAUAUCAUAGCAUAGUCUGGAAUCCAGCAAUCUCAUCCUCAUCUCCCAGAGAGAAACCAAGAAACCCUUUAGACCAGAGGGAGACAGGUUUUGUUCAUGUACUUUAUGAACCUCGCUUGAAAAUAAGGUUGAAAUCUCUUUAUUCCCUUUACAAUCUUAACUGUCCUUGGGAUUCUUUGUAGAGGGGUGGGGAAGCGGGACCCUGCUCUCAGGCCUCAGUCCCCACAAUCUGUCUUCACAGCAGCACUCAGGAGUGGUUAUGUUGGGUCCCAGAAGGUAGCUGUGCUGAUGGGAAGCUCUUCCUUCUGUACUGUCCUGAACUUAGUGAAAAUCUUCAGGAACUGAUGUUUUUUUCUUGCCCAGAAUGCAGGACCUGGACUUCUCUUCCCUGCCUGUAGAUGCAGAAGGCUGUGUGAGUUGUGCUUCUUUGGAGCACAGUCUGGGGAUUGUGCAAGUUGCUGCUGUUCAUGUAUCCAUGUAUUUACCAAAUAGUCUAUCAAAAGUCAAUCUCAAGAAACUCUCCCCUUUCUAUUGCUGCUUGACAGCUCAUUCUCCCAGCUGCAGCUCCUGCCCUAUCCCACCUUCCCGUGCACACAGGGGGCUCUGGCUCGGGGGUUGGUGGAGGGGAAUGGGAGCCUUGCAAUACCUACAGCCUCAUCUACCUUUGGUCUCAAGGCAAGGGGCUUCAAAAAGAUAAAAAUUCAACCUCUUUUUCCUCCAGCAGUGUGUGUAGAGUGUCCAGAGGGAGCCACACCUGUGCUGCAGCUGCUGCUGUUGGGUGCUGUGCUGGAGGAGGGGGCUCCGGGGGGGAAACCAGGGUGGGCUCGAGCUGGUCUGGCCCAGGCCCCUGCCCUGGGACCACCUCAGUCAGGGCUGGAGGGUUUGGCCUCAUCAGGACUUUCCAGCCACCUGAAAUCAAGCAUCUUUUUUGAGAUGGUUUAAGCAUGAUUGGUAGAGAUUUUGUUUCUUCCCCUCGUUUCUAGGGGGUCUCUGAAGCUUCUUGGCCUCUGUGCAAGGAGUGUCCCAGAGAAUGAGAUUUGUGAGCUGGAGCUGUACUUGGGUCCUGAGAGAGGGGGUGAACCCAGAGCUCCUACAGCAUGUUCAUUCAAAGAAUUGUCUUUCCUUUCUAAGAUGAUCCUUGUACAAUUCUGUACACUUUGGGCUGGUCUGGACGGGAUGGGGUAGUCCUGUAAGAGGACAGGCAGAGACUUAGAACAGCUUUGUCAUGGGGACAAAGAGGAAGCUUCCUGUAGGCAGAUACUGAUCUGAAAUGGAGACUGCCCUUGUUCAGGCUGGCACAGUCCCUGCCAUGUCACUUCCUGUCCCAGCAGCUCAGUGCUGAGGACCUGUUCGGCCUCUGCUUCCCAUGGAGGCUGAAAGGACUUUGGAUUUUAGAGCUCAUUCUUGGCCCCCUCUGCAUGGCAUUGUAGGGGAGUAGCACAAGCUCUGGAGCAUGUCACAUGUACUGCCAGUGCUGCCUGGGUAAGAACAGCACUUGCCCAUGGCAAAGAGCACCCUUGGUUUGAGUGUUCCUCCAUCUGCACUUCAGCUCAUUCUGGACUUGAAUGCUGUUCUCUGCCAGGUUCUACUGAGUGAGCCAGCAGGUGCUGUCUGGGCUCUCCAUCAUUAAAAGAGUCUUGUACUCUGAGAUUUGACCCCACAGGACAUCCCCUUCCUACGUAGGUCUGUGUGCCACGGCUGUCCUUCAUCCCCAUCGUCCCAGCCGGGAUCUCAGGCUCUCUGCGACAUGUCCUGACCAUUGCCUGGUGCUGGAGCUGCACGUGAGCUCUCGCUGCCACGUAAGGGACUGGCAGGAGAAAAUGGGCAUCUCUGUCCUUGAGUUUGCAGUCGGGCUCCUAUAAAGGCUCUAGGGCAAACCCAGAAGCUCGUAGAGACCCUCAACACGUGCAGAGGGGAUGCAGCUUUUGGUUGCCCCUGCCUCUCUGGUCACGUGUGCUGGAAUUGCAUUUCGGAGAGCUUUUUAGCAAAGCAGGAGCAUUCAUAGACCUUGGUCCGAGGCAGGCAGAGGCGCUUGCAGGGCUCCAUAACCCCCUGCAUUCCCCUUACCAUUCCCAGCCACUGCUUCAGCGCUUCUCAAAUGGACAAGGAGAGGCGUCCUGGCUCUUGUCUGAGGGCUUUUUUCUGUCCAUGUCUACAUGCGCCAAUUCUGUCCUGAUGGCUGUCCCUCUUCCCACCCAUGCCUGUCCUGGUGGCUGUCCCAGUCCCCACGCGUGUCCCGGUGGAUGUUCCCGUGGAUGUUGCUGUUCCCACACAUGUCCCUGUCCGCGCUGCGCGUGCACCGUGUGCCGAAUGUACAGCGGAGGGGACGCCGAUGUUGGGGUGUUAUCCUGUCUCUGUGUUGGGGGCUCGAGGCCUGGGCGCUUUUUUGUUUUCUGGGUUGUUUUGAGGGUUUUUUCUCCUCCUUCUCCGGGGAGCCCUUUUUCCAGAGACCUGUACCCCGCUCUGAUAAAACGUUCUGCAGUCUGUGCUGUA
Molecule: messenger RNA, 6455 nt
Organism: Catharus ustulatus (Swainson's thrush)
Lineage: Eukaryota; Metazoa; Chordata; Aves; Passeriformes; Turdidae
Gene: PIP5K1C
Product: phosphatidylinositol-4-phosphate 5-kinase type 1 gamma
Exons: 19
Coding region: 16-2544 (842 amino acids)
Biological process (GO): phosphatidylinositol metabolic process
Molecular function (GO): phosphatidylinositol kinase activity
Source: RefSeq, a predicted model, not a curated record